UCGUCUACUGAAUACCAACUCAUAGGAUGAGGCAGCUGUCACCGCAAAAAACAGACAAAUGUGAAUAAAUCCAAACAUUACGAUGACAGUUUACCUCAUGAAUUUAACUAUGAGAUCCCCGGAGACGAUGCGAAGCUGAUUUUGUAGUAUUUUGACUAAAAGAACCGCUGAAAAUAAGACCGAGCGGGUGAGUAACGUUACCGUUAGCUAGCCAAGUUCAGCCAGUCUGUCAGUGAGGGGAGCCGUUAGCCUGGGCGUCAUCUGUCUCUGUGAGGUGGAAGGAAAACGAAAACCGUGUUUUUCUGCGAGAAAUAUGAAAACAUGGGUUCGAGACUGAGCCGCCAAAGCAGCCUGGACAACGACGGGUUCUCGGCGAAGCGCCGGAGACAUCUGGACAGCACCGGGGAGAGAGAGCGGAGCGGCAGCCGCGGCAGCGCCGACUUCAUGCUGCUCAGACCGGACAGACUCCCCGGGAUGCUCCGCCGGAGCGACCCGAGCCCCUACGCCAGGAGGGUCGCAUGGAUCCGGGAGAUCCAGCAGCUUCUGCGGCAGAAGAAGAUCGAGGAGGCUACAGACGUGCUCAGAAGGCUGAGAAAGGACCUGGGCUUAGAGGGCACGUCCCUGAACGACAUCCUCUACAAGAACGCAGCUUUCCUGAACCUGGUGGACCCCAUUUCUCACGAGCUGCUCCUGAGCCUCGCCAGAGACAUGCAGUGUCCUAAGAAGGAUUCGGACAUGCUGAAGUCGACAGAUAAAAUCUGCAGGCAGCUGAUCUAUCACCUCACUCCGCACUCCAAGUGGCUGAGACAGAGCAUGAGCCGGAGGAAAGCUCAGGCCUGUUUAAAAACGACCCUUCAGAAGAAACUGUGCAGCGACUCUGUUGACCUCUCCGGUAUCCCAUUGUCGAUGCGCGACAUACGGCACGUGGCGUAUUACCUCCAGACCAGCGGUGGCGCUGUGAUCUCAGUGGACCUGAGUUUCACCGAGCUCCGGGAUGAAGGGCUGCGGCUGCUGCUGCCACUCCUGAGUGCCUUACCGAAACUCACGACACUGGCUCUCAACGGUAACCGCCUGACCAUCGCCAUCAUGAAAGAUCUGACUGAAGCGCUGAAGAACCCAAAGAGCUUCUCUUGUCUGGCCUGGAUUGAUCUGGGCAACAAUGUGGACAUAUUCACCAUGCCUCAGCCCCUCCUGGUGGCCCUGAGGCGGCGGUGCAGCCUGAAAAGCAGCCUGCCCACCAUCUACGAGUACACGGAGGGGCAGCCGUACUGCUACCGCAUGGAGAGCUCCAUCGAGGAGCCCAGCCACUACGAGGAAGAGGAGGAGGAAGAGGAGGACGAAGACGACUUGGACGACAAGCUGGACCUGGAGCAGUGGAGCAUUGGAGAGCAGAAAAGUUCAGGGAGCUUCACCCUGCACUACUGCGAGAGGUGAAGCAGCCCCGUUUUUGACCUGCAGUGUUACCCAACGCUGGGAGAGAGACAUAGAGAAUAAAUGAGACAGAGGGAGAGAGAGAGAGGGAGCGAGAUUGGCUCUUUCUGCAUCAACUCUCCCAAACCGCGAGCACUGUUCACCCUCUUGUCCUUCACCGUAGCUCCAUGAGUUAACCCGUUCCCCAUCGUGGCUUCGUGUGAACCAACACCAUCACAUUCACAGGGCUGUGGGCUCCACAUGGGAGCUAGCGGGACAGCUAAGCUAGGCGCCUGAGCACAGCACACAGUGACAAACGCAGGCCUGAACUCACCGUUUUGGCAGAUGAUGCUCCUCGGCGCAGGGUGAGGGUUCAUUGGAGGGGGCCAAGAGGAGUUUGAGAAGGUGCCCCACUUCUCUCGCAAAGGAACAGCAGUGGGAGAUGGGAAAAAGGUGAACUGAGUGAAGAAAAUCCCAGGGUGUUUCAGAAAGAUUGGACUAGCUGAUGCAUACCGACGCUGUUUUUCCAGGUCUGAGCAUCCACAGGUUUAGCUAAGGUAGGGCCGGUGAUGUUGUUAAAGGCGGUGCUGGGGGGGUUUAGGGGGCUUAGGGUCAGGUUCGGCGGUGUUUUUCAGGGUCUGGUGGCUGAGGCCGUCUCUGCCGCAGCAGACCGGCCCUAUCUCACCACUGUGUGCUCUGCUAAUCUCCCAACAAAAGCCAUGAGACCAGCUCAACAAACCGCACGGCCCACCCUCCGUCACGUGACUCGCGCAAAACUGCUAAGUCAAGACUUUUGCGUUUUUUUUCCCCCCACCUUUCCAAAACGUCCACUUGUGAAUACCCACUCAUCACUUGUGUCGUGUAGCCGUGAAUGAUAAUACAAAAAAAACAUAACGCUGUUGUGGUGGUCUUCUCUUUGUUGUGUGCGCCAGUGAUGAACAAAGCCAUCUUAGAAGACCAUGGGAGCAAUUCAGCGAAGGUCACUAACAGUCCCUCCUCUCCACUGUCUGUUUUCAUCAUUCAACACAUUAAGGCUAACAGAUACACUAAGAGGUCAGCAGCAGUCACUGCUGUACACUGAAUAUGAGUUUUUGAUGAAAGUACACUUUAAGUUUUUAAGAUUAGCCUGCCUUGACUUUUGGCUAACAUUAGCAUCAGUGGCUAUAGAUGG
Molecule: messenger RNA, 2581 nt
Organism: Colossoma macropomum (tambaqui)
Lineage: Eukaryota; Metazoa; Chordata; Actinopteri; Characiformes; Serrasalmidae
Product: leucine-rich repeat-containing protein 75B-like
Exons: 5
Coding region: 322-1434 (370 amino acids)
Source: RefSeq, a predicted model, not a curated record